Messenger RNA from Carcharodon carcharias (great white shark), 3253 nucleotides. Its product is annotated as deleted in malignant brain tumors 1 protein-like. The record is from RefSeq and is a predicted model, not a curated record. Gene Ontology annotation, cellular component: membrane. The transcript is spliced from 18 exons. Lineage: Eukaryota; Metazoa; Chordata; Chondrichthyes; Lamniformes; Lamnidae. Bases 1 to 2805 code for a protein of 934 amino acids.
AUGGAACAGAAAGGUGUACUGGCGAUUAACGUCAUUGAAAGAAGAGAAACGAGCGUUGAUUGCGUUAUCAAAGCACUGAUCGAAUGCAUUAAAACAGGAGAACGAUUCAGCUGCCACGAUUUAAUCUUCCUCCUGCACAACUUCAGGGAUUGUUUGCAGAUCAGAAGUUCUCAGCCAUGUUUCAUUCUCACUAUCCUUAAAUGGGAGCACUCCAUUCACAAUGACGUCACCAUGGGGAAAAACUUGCCUCCAUCUAGUCUGCACAGUAUCCACAUUGUUUUGAACGCCCAGCCCCGAUUCAUUGGCCUGGACAUGUUCAAUGUUCACAAGCCUUAUGCCAAUAUUAUAAGGGAGCAGCCACGAAGCUGCUGGUGCAGACAUCACCACAACGCCAGGUGCUUCCUGUCAGUUCUGCACAACAGAAAAGGCGGUGGAUGGGUCCUCGGCUCGUUUUCUCCAUUAAUGGGCAGGUUCAUUCUCAUUGGUUUGUUCGCAGGCGGCAGUAUAGAGUUCUCACGUGAUAACAUCUAUCGGUUAUUUGGAAGGAAGAGUCACCCCUGUACAAAAGUUUUCAAAUACUUAAUUGCCGACUCAGCCGGGUUUUCGGAAGGCUUUAGGACGCAUUCAUAUCUUGUGCAUGUUAUACAUGAGGUACUUAAUGAGGAGAUGUUUGGACUGCCGAUCAAGGGGGUUGUUAUGACGUGGCUGGUGCGCAGCUUCUUUAGUAUUUUUGUCAUUGCCAUUGCCAAGGCAAUCAAAGACUACUCCAACAAACUCCUGAAGGCAGUGAAACUGAGACUGGCGAAUGGGAGCGGUCGGUGCGUAGGAAGAGUGGAGAUUCACUACAGGGGGCAGUGGGGGACUGUGUUUGGUAUCAUCUGGGACCUGCAGGACGCCGCUGUUGUGUGUCGGGAGCUGGGCUGCGGGACCGCGGUGUCUGCACCGGGCAGUGCUCACUUUGGGGAAGGUUCCGGACCUAUUGUGACGGUGGCUGUUCGGUGCAGCGGGAACGAGUGCGGGAGUGUACAUCAGCUCGCUGGGAUCAGUAUUCCUGGUCACACAGCGAUGAUGCCAGCGCGAUCUACUCAGGGAACCGGCCCGGUGUGGAAGGAAAAUCACAGGUGCCGCGGGAACAAAUCCCGAUUGUCGGAGUGUCCGGUUACAUCCGGGGAAAAUUUUAACUGCUCACUUGGAAAUGACGCGAAUGUCAUGUGUUCGGAUGAAAGCUGGUCACUGAGAUUGACGAAAGGGGGAAGCCGCUGUGAUGGUCGGGUGGACAUUUAUCACAACGGUCGCUGGGGCAGAGUACAGGACAGCCUCUGGGACCUCAAUGAUGCUAACGUAGUCUGCAGAACACAAACAGACGGUGGAAGACGGCUGUCAGACGGUGGAAGCCCAUGUACAGGCCGAGUGGAGAUUUAUUACAACGGGACCUGGGGCUCAGUUUGUGAUGAUUCCUGGGAUCUGACAGACGCUGACGUAGUUUGCAAACAGCUGCAUUGCGGAAAGGCAUUGGACGUGACACUUCUUGCCUCUUGGGGACAAGGCUCAGGUCCAGUUUGGCUGGAAGGCUUGAACUGUUCAGGGGAGGAAUCGUUUCUCUGGCAAUGCCCCUCGGGAUAUUGGGGUUCGCACGACUGUUCUCAUAAAGAAGAUGUGAAGAUCAUGUGCUCAGAACACAAAGAGCUGCGGCUGGUGAAUGGAAAGCAUCGUUGUGAGGGGAGGGCGGAAGUGUUUUACAAUGGGAUCUGGGGAACAGUGUGUUCGGCAGCACUGGAUCGCCAUGAUGCUGAGGUGAUCUGUAAACAGUUACAGUGUGGCCCCCUGGUUUCUAUAGACUAUAACGCUCGGUCAUUCGGAGAAGGAUCCGGACCUAUUUGGCUCGAUGAGAUGGAAUGUAAUUUUCACGAGUCGGCCAUUUGGCAGUGUCGGACAGACCCGUGGGGACAAGACAACUGUUAUCACAGAGAAGAUGCAGGAGUUUCCUGUUCAGAUUCAGAUGUAGGUUUGCGUCUGGUUGGAGGUAACACCAACUGCUCCGGGCGAGUGGAGAUAACGUGCAAUAAUACCUGGGGCACGUUCUGUGAUGACUCCUGGGAUAUGGCCGAUGCCAAUGUUGUCUGCAGGCAGCUGAAUUGUGGAUCUGCUCUAUUGGCUACAGGAGGGGCCGCUUUUGGCCAGGGUGAAGGUGAUAUCUGGUUCGAUGAGGUGAGAUGUACCGGAAGCGAGUCCUUUCUCUCCGAUUGUCCUUCCUCAGCAUCUGCUCAAUCUGACUGUGAUCACAAGGAGGAUGCCAGUGUGAUUUGUUCCGAAUACCCCAAGGUCCAGAUUUGUCGUCGCCUGCUUCUCCGUCAUGAAGAUGAAAUUACUUCCAUCCCUCUUGUGAUCGGUAUAACUCUCGGGAUCCUGUUGAUCUGUGAGUUCAUCGCACUAAUUGUGCCAAUGCAGAGACAAUCAUCAAGGAAAGGUUCUGUCACUGGCGGUUGGGGUUCACCGACUGCUAUGUACCAAGCAAUUUAUGAAGAAAUUCAAGAUAUUCCGCCUGUCAAGGAUCCUGCUCUGACCCGUGGCUCAGUUUCUGCUUCCAUUGACUCUCACAACCAUAUCGAAUACUACACCAGCCACAUUUUGGAUGACCAAGGUCGUGGAUCGGAAAAUCCUGACGAGAACUCCUCCAGUGUUCAGGAUCUCGGCGAUUACGACGAUGCUGAGACCACAGACAAUGAUUCUCAGAGCGAUCACUUGCUGCUGGAAGGUGUUGAUGGUGAUUUCUUCAGACCGGAAAGUGCCGGCGGUGAUCUGUGAACUCUGGGUAAAGGAUAUCGACAAAACCAAGAUGCGAUGCCCCAGGUGUGAGAGUCACUGUGCAAAAUCUGAGGGAAUACCCUUAACCUUUCCAAUUAUAUGUCCCUCUCGAAGUUGCUUCACUUUCUGAUAUAAACAUGUUUUGAAAAACAUCACACUUCACCUUAUGUUGAGACAUCUAGUUUCAUAUUUUAACCUAUAACUUAUCUUUAAAAAUAUGAAUACUGUCUAAUCAGAAAUGAAGGAAAAGGGGAUUUUUUCCCUGCAUUUCCUUCUAUAUAAUAAAAUGGUACCACACUCCGCUGUUUCCACAAUACAACCCAACAGGAGAAUUGAAGACCGAUGACCAUCCAUUACAAGUUUAUAUCAGCUUCAUUAUGUAAUUUUCCAAAUGCCUUAAAAGAAGGAUUAAAUCAAGGAAAUAAAUGGAAUAACUGUUUUACAUCCA